UCACUGUCCGUUUGCUACUCACAAACCGCGAGGCAACCAACCAACCAACCAAUCACCACUGACAUUGAGAGCUCCGAAGGUCUACAUGCUCCUCCACCUACCCUCCUUCUCCUCCGCCACUCAAAUGGCGCGUUGCAUCCCACGCGCCGCCCUAAUUUCCUGCUCAUCGUUUCCAUCUGCGCCGGGUUUAAUCUCCCCUCCGAAAGCGCACCUCUUUCAGGUCUCCGUAUCAACGGUAUUCGUCCGCGGACUUCACGCGACGCGCGGAGACAAAUGGAGAUGUGCAGCCAGACCGCCAUUGAUCCGGGGGCGAAUCUGCAGUUCGCAGAAAGGCGAAAGGAAGGUGAGGCGGCAAUCCCCGAAAAUCAAGGAGAAGGAGCUGGAGCUCGAUGUCAGUAUUUCUAUUGAAGAAGCAUUGAGCAAUCCCAAAAUCUUGAGAAUUGCGGAAUUGCUCCGGCUGGAUGCUCCGGCGGCGGUGAAGCUAGCGUUUGAUGGGCUGAAAGAUUCAGUGUAUAAAACAAGGGACAAUGCUAUAGGUGGUGUUGCGGGAUAUGAAAGCGUGGAGCUUUCGGUGCUUCUUUGCGAUGACAAGUUUAUCCGAAAACUUAACAAGGAAUGGAGAGGAGAGGACCAUGCUACUGAUGUUAUUUCCAUGUCCCAGCAUGUCCCUGAUCUUAAGCUUCCCAUGCUUAUGUUGGGGGACAUUGUGAUUUCUGUUGAGACAGCGGCGAGACAAGCGGAGCAAAGAGGCCAUACGCUUCUUGAUGAGAUUCGCAUUCUCGCGGUACAUGGGUUGUUACAUUUGUUAGGAUUUGAUCAUGAAGUUAGCAAAGACGCUGAAGUAGAAAUGGAGAAGGAGGAGGAUCUUCUCUUAAAGAGUCUUGGGUGGAAGGGAAAAGGAUUAAUUCAGAGCGCAUAUGAUGCUGAACCCCAUUCCGAUGGGGUCAAACUAGAUGACAGGAAGAAAGAAGGCAGCCCUCAAUACUAUAAGCAAAAGUUCAGAUAUAUCUUCUGUGAUAUGGAUGGCACCCUUCUCAACAGCAAAAGCCAACUGAGCUCAACGAACGUCCAGGCUCUGAAAGAGGCCUCAUCAAGGGGUGUGAAAAUAGUGAUAGCAACAGGAAAAGCUCGGCCAGCUGUGAUUCGCAUUUUUAAGGAGGUAGAUUUAACUGGAAAAGAUGGCAUUGUUUCAGAAUUUUCUCCUGGGGUUUUCUUGCAGGGAUUGCUUGUUUAUGGUACACAAGGUCGGGAAAUUUUUAGAAUGAAUUUGGAUACAGAUGUGUGCAGAGAGGCAUGUCGCUACUCUCUGGAGAAUGAGGUUCCUCUUAUUGCAUUCACCGAGGAUCGUUGCUUAUCUCUAUAUGAUCACCCACUUGUCGAUUCCAUGCAUACUGUAUACCACGAGCAAAAGGCAGAGAUCAUGCCUUCAGUUGAGCAUCUUGUAGCUGCUGCUGGCAUACAGAAACUAGUCUUCAUGGACACUGCUGAGGGAGUGACAACUGCUUUGAGGCCAUACUGGUCCGAAGCAACUGGAGAUAGUGCCACAGUUGUCCAAACCGUGCCCGACAUGCUGGAGAUUGUUCCUCCCGGAACCUCAAAAGGGAGUGGAGUAAACAUGCUGCUUGAUCAUUUGGGAAUCACUCCAAAGGAGAUCAUGGCUAUUGGCGAUGGGGAAAAUGAUAUCGAGAUGCUUGAGCUGGCUUCUUUAGGCAUUGCUCUUAGUAACGGGGCAGAGAAGGCGAAAGCUGUGGCUAACGUAAUUGGUCUUAGCAACGAUGAAGAUGGUGUAGCUGAUGCAAUCUACCGGUACGCAUUGUGAGCUUCUUUACCGAUACAAAAUUGAAUUCAGAAAGAAGUGCUACUGAACCGAGCGAAGGAGUUGAAAAUUGCCAUUUUUACACAACAUUUGUGGUAAAUAAUAUUCAUUUGUGGAGUCAAUCCUCCAUCCACAACACUCGUCGAUUAUUUUGCCAAACAUAGAAAUCAAAAUGAUUCCUCAAUA
Pyrus x bretschneideri (Chinese white pear) is the source of this 2002-nucleotide messenger RNA. Its product is annotated as endoribonuclease YBEY, chloroplastic. The transcript is spliced from 12 exons. Bases 86 to 1819 code for a protein of 577 amino acids. Gene Ontology annotation, molecular function: metalloendopeptidase activity. The record is from RefSeq and is a predicted model, not a curated record. Lineage: Eukaryota; Viridiplantae; Streptophyta; Magnoliopsida; Rosales; Rosaceae. Gene Ontology annotation, biological process: rRNA processing.